This is a messenger RNA of Apis florea (little honeybee), 727 nucleotides long. RefSeq lists its product as uncharacterized. Lineage: Eukaryota; Metazoa; Arthropoda; Insecta; Hymenoptera; Apidae. The record is from RefSeq and is a predicted model, not a curated record.
CGUGGUUCCGUCGCGACAAUGGAGAAGGAGAGGAACGAAAAGGGAUCGAAAUUUCACGACAGGCAAUUAUUGGCGGUUUUGGAUCCGUUGCUGUCGCCCGUGCUGACGGUCGGCCUGACCCUCGGCUUCAACAUCGUGCAAUUGAUCCAAUUAACAACCGACGUAACGGCGAACGAGAGAGCAGCGGAGAAGUGAAGGCGGAUAACGAGCGAAGGCGAGGCGCUGUCUGCCGUCGGCGGAGAGGGUGGGCAGGAGAAGGAAAUCCUUGAUGAUAAUCUCUACCCGGUGUCGAUCGGAUUCGCGAGGGAUAUCUGCUCGAUCGCGAUCCACGGGUUGGGCGCCGGCCUCUUCACCCCUCUGGCGCCUGUCUACGUCGGCCAGAUAUCGGAUCCAAGGUCGAGGAGCGUGUUGCUCCGCCUGAUAGACGUGGCAGUAGCAUUCGCACUUCUAAUCGUCAACCACCUCCACACUUAUUUACAUUGGAGAAUCAUCCGCGCCGUCGUGGAAUCGUUCAAGAUCGACGACUUGAUCGUGCUCGCGCUCAGAUCGAUCAGGAGACUUUUGAGAAGUUUCGGGAUCAAGGUACAGGGAGUUUAUAUAAUUUACAGUCUGUUGGUGAUAGUGCUCUCUUGGACCAACGGGAACAACGAGACUCUGCCGCGGAUAGGAGCGACGUUCGACGAUGAAUUCGAGGAUUCCGAUUCUGAAACGAUCUAGGAAAGGAACA